Molecule: messenger RNA, 2118 nt
Organism: Diaporthe amygdali
Lineage: Eukaryota; Fungi; Ascomycota; Sordariomycetes; Diaporthales; Diaporthaceae
Exons: 7
Coding region: 1-2118 (705 amino acids)
Biological process (GO): DNA-templated transcription; positive regulation of transcription from RNA polymerase II promoter by galactose
Cellular component (GO): nucleus
Molecular function (GO): DNA-binding transcription factor activity, RNA polymerase II-specific; zinc ion binding; RNA polymerase II cis-regulatory region sequence-specific DNA binding
Source: RefSeq, a predicted model, not a curated record
AUGAGCGGUAACAGCCCGGUCGAUAAGCCGAAGAGCGGACGUUCCGCGACGUCCUGUCUGGAGUGCCAGCGGCGAAAGCAGAAGUUCGCUCUGAAGAAAGUAUCAACUCCAGAGGACGACUCAUUCCCUGUUCCCCCGAGAUUGUCCAGGAAGAGGAAGGAGGACAGUUUUGAGUCGGACACUUCUGCAUCGGUCAGCGACCCUGACCAUGGCCUCUCUGACGGGCUGGCCAAGUUAGGCUACAUGCCUGGCCACGAUGUCUUCACCCUCACAAAAUCAACAGCAGACGCCUCUCAUGCUCACGUAGACGACGGCCAAGGCGCUCAAUCCGAAGAAAUCGAGGCAGCACUGAAGAUCAUACUUCCAAAACCGUACACAGACAUCCUCGUCCAAAAUUACCUAGAGACAGCCAAUUUCCAGUACUAUCCCGUCUUCCCAGAGCAGCUCCGAGGCCAAAGUGCAAAGUGGUGGGAAGCAAGGGCAGCAGGUCAAAAGCUGAGCCCCGAGCUCACCUGCCUCCUAAUUCGUGUCUGUGCCGUGUCCACUCAGUACCUGGAAGCAUCUCUCCUUCAAAGACUAGAAGCCGAACUUGGUGAGAAGGCACAAGUCAUGACUGAACGCUUCCAUGCUGCGGCCCAGAAGCUCAGUGCCUCGAUUCCCCGAGGCAAGGGCGGUGCCGUACACGUGCAGCAACUGUUCCUCGAAGCGCAAUGGUACAAAUCUGAGGCUUGUAUGGUCGAAUCAUGGCACUCUCUGAGUGCUGCCAUCCGUGAGGCGCAGGAGAUUAAUAUGCAUAGACCUUCCGAGGGCUUGCCAAACUUCGAACGGGAGCUGCGAAAGAGACUAUGGUGCAUCCUCUGGACCUGGGACUGGCAAAUGUCAACUCUGCUUUCUCGACCGCUGAUCAUCGACCAAGACGACCACACGCUAGAAAUACCGGAUGGUCGACUUGAGAACAUGACCGAUCCCACUAUUCCGCACGCUCUAUCAUCCGUCGCCCUACAAGCGGAACUUGGCCUUCACGUUUCCCACUUGUUCCAGAAGCUGGGCACAGCCUAUUCCGUGGAACUCGUCCUAGAAAUCGAAGAAGAACUUGAGAAGUGGAUGGGCACAUUUCCCGCUGCCCUUCGCGACCACCGACCCGACACCCGAUGGGAUCAGAAGCAUCCCAAUAUUCCCUUCAUGCGCUGCCAGCUCAACAUUAUCGCCUACGCAUAUCUGCUCGCGCCUCUAAAGCCCUACCUACUAUCAAAAGCAGACUCAGAGAUCAUGAAUUCGCCGCUGGGAACCAACCUGCGCACGAAGGGCGUCGACACCUGCCUCGACCUGAUGAGGGCCUCGGAACAAUUCUAUGACCUUAUAUUUCCGGAUGGCUUCAAAUACUUCUUCAUCAUCUUCUUCAUGUUCGACGCCGCUACCGUGCUGUGCUCUGCUAUCGUGCACGAUACCGAAUACACCCUCCCCAAGCGGAGUCAACUAAUCCGCGCGCUGCGAACCUCCCAGGAGCUGAUGGACGCCGUCGCUCACCUUUCCGAGUCCGCUAGGCUGUCCGCCAUGCUAUUGCGGAAGCUCUCCUCAACCCUUCCCCUGACCGACGCGGAAAAGCAGGUCCUCGGCGUCGGCUCGUCUGCGCCCUCCUCGGCCAAGAAGAUCAAGACCAGCCCCUCCUCAUCCUCGCCGCCCGAGCGCCUCGCUGCAGUUGCGAGCUUCGGCGAUGACUAUGUGUUCAGCAGCGUCGGCACCACGUCUUCGAGUGUCCCGCCCUCGUCCAUGGGCGCGACGCCGUACGACAUGCCGCAGCUUACUCAACAAGCACAGGCACACGUGCAGUACGACGCCGCUCCAUUCAUGCCCCUGGCGGAUGCCGGCAGAAUGCCAGUGAUGCCGGCUCCGGAGUGGCCAUAUGUAGACUAUACCACCGGCCUGCCCGUCACUCAGCAACAGCAACAGCCCGCGGCCACCGCUGACGCUGCCACAGCGGCCCGGCAGCAGUUCCUCGGGAUGAACCCCGGCGACCCGCUGUCGGGCACGUUCCUCGAGCCGCUCUGGGAUUGGGACCACCUCAACAUGGACCUCAGCCAGUAUGCACACUUUCCCGCUAGUGAGCCUGAGUUCUGA